AUGGCGUCCACGGACCCUCGCUUCGCGCGGUUGCACAGUGACCCGCGCUUCAAGCGCGCGCCAAAGCGCGAGCGCAAGGUCAAGGUCGACAGGCGCUUUGCCACGAUGUUCACCGACGAGCGCUUUGCCGUCGGCGGAGCAGACAAGUACGGGCGCGGCGCAAAGAAGGCGCAGGCGGGUGGCCUCGACCGGCUUUACGAGCUGGACGAAGAGGAUCCAGCCGCAGGCUCGGCUGACGUCGGCCAGGAGGAUGGCAACCUGUCUGACAUGACCGAGGAGGCGACCUCGGACGAGGAGGCGGGCGGCGAAGAGGAGCAGGCGGCGCUGGUGGAGUACCUCGAUCAGGCGGAGGCGGUGCCGCGCGUGUCGGAGGGGACACGACGGCUGGCGGUGUGCAACCUCAACUGGGACCAGGUGCGCGCGGUCGACCUGCUCGCCGUCCUCAAGUCGUUCGAGCCCGCGGGCGGCGCCAUCCGCUCUGUCUCGGCUCGCGAGGAUGUGAGUGGCCCGGCAGGCGUCUGGCAGCAGCAGCAGCAGGCCGGCGGGGGCGAGGAGGGCGAAGAGGCGGACGGCGCCGAGGCGGACAACGAGAAGCUGCGGCGGUACGAGCUGUCUCGCUUCCGCUACUACUACGGCGUGGUAGUCUGCGACAGCGUGGCCACGGCGGAGCACCUCUACGCCGAGUGCGACGGCGCCGAGUUCGAGUACUCGGCGAAGCUUUGCUGCAGCGAGCCUCGAGCCGCGCGCGCCAUCGGCCGACGAGUUCACGAGCGGUGCGUGAGCGGGUAG
Emiliania huxleyi CCMP1516 is the source of this 789-nucleotide messenger RNA. RefSeq lists its product as hypothetical. Gene Ontology annotation, molecular function: RNA binding. The record is from RefSeq and is a predicted model, not a curated record. The transcript has 3 exons. The coding region runs from base 1 to 789 and encodes 262 amino acids. Lineage: Eukaryota; Haptophyta; Isochrysidales; Noelaerhabdaceae. Gene Ontology annotation, biological process: rRNA processing.